This is a messenger RNA of Pocillopora meandrina, 1794 nucleotides long. The record is from the annotation of a GenBank genome assembly. Lineage: Eukaryota; Metazoa; Cnidaria; Anthozoa; Scleractinia; Pocilloporidae.
AGACGAAAUUCUCGUAGCUUGGCGCGCUUAUGGUAUGGGAAAGGGAAAAGAGAUCCCAUCGGAAACAACAUCAGAAGGUUAGUCUAAUGAAAAUUCACAAUUUCAUCCUUUUUAGAAUUAUGUCAUCGCGCAAAUAUAUAUUUUUUAUAUUUUGAGUAAAAGGGUGUACGUUUAUCGUUUGUUAUAGCCUUCAGACGCAUGAAAGGCAUCCAUUUCCCACCCUGGUAUGCAGGAGGAGCAGGUGUCUGCCACCCCCGUGGGGUUUUGCUUUGUAAAAGACUUAAGCCCUUUAGCCCCUUUAUAAAUUCAUAGCCCUUGAUUUGUUCUACAAAAUUUUUAAAACGAACAUUGCGGAAUAUGGUGGUUCUGAAGAAAAUGUCGUCAUAAGAUGUAAAAAGCAAACAUUUCAUCUGUUCGCACAGUAAAGUGGACCAUAGGGGCACUCUUCACAGGCUGUGCAGAGUGAAGUAUUGAAGUAGGUGAGCAGUGCUGUUUAAGUAGAUCUUGUUUCUUUAUGUUAUCUACUUCAGAGCAUGGAAUUAGUUGGCUUUCAUCUGAGUUUUCUUCUGGAAAAAUUUAAACCCCUUAGCCCAAAACCGACUCAGUCAAGGGAGAAGCAAGAGACGGAAGUGGAGCAGGUUCAUGAUCCCACUGACCAUAUAAAUGAAUCGUCGACCGUGUUUACCUUCCCUCAGGAUGAGUGUGUUAAGGUCUUUCAAAGGUCUCUCGAAAAACACCUAUCUUUAGAGAAAUGCAUCAAGUCUCUAGAGAAACGGUCUUUGUUAGACCUUGCCAAACUAGGCUACAAGUCCAGGUUAGAGGAGGGCACGACCAGUCAAGUUAUUUCGUUUGCAUCUGUUAGAGAUACAAGAGAGGCAGAGAGCAGGAUUAGCAUAACGAGGCAGAGAGAGGCAGAGAGCAGGAUUAGCAUAAUGACUGCUAGACACGGCCUUUUGUGCUCUCCACUUUUGAUCUAUUUUCUCAUCUCAAGCUCUACGUGAAAAAAAUGAGUCAGCGGUCAUCAUGGGAGUCGGACGUGCUUUUGCUCGCUCUCUCAAAAUUCUCCUCUUUUUGAUAAUUUUUUGUGCUAGAGACUUGUUGCACCUCAAGAGAUGUUUAAUAACCGAAGUGAGUUGCUUGUCUCCACAAUCUAAUGGAAAGUACUUGGCGCAUGGUGAGAUCACCAACUUGUGCCACGCUUUUGUAUAGCGUUCUGUUUUGGGCAGCCAUCUUGGUUUUAAGCUUCUUCCCAAGCGUAAGAGGCACUUCUUCCUUCGCAGAAUCUACCAUCACUGCAAUUCAACUGCUUCUUUUCAACUGGAUAAUUUAGCCCUCUGUGGAGAUGUUCAUCCUAAUCCAGGUUUUGACCCUGAAGCAAGUUUAAUACAGGACAGAAAUACGCAAACUAUAAGUAAACGUAAGAACAUGCUGGUUCAUUUAAAUGCAAGAAGCCUUCUUCAACAUAUCGAUGAAUUGAGAUUGAUCUUUAGCAAAGUAUUUCCUCCCAUCAUCGCUAUAACUGAAACCUGGCUGGACAAUUCUAUCGAAGGCUCUGAAAUAGCAAUUCCUAAUUACUCAGUAGAGCGUUUGGACAGAAAAGACAACCGUCGUGGAGGAGGGGUAGCGCUUUAUUUACUGGAAGACCUAAAAUAUACUCGAAGAAAAGAUUUGGAAGAAGACUCGAAAGCUAUUUGGAUUCAAGUGCAAUUAUGGAAAACGAAUUUCUUGGUCGGAUGUGUUUACCGCGCCCCAAACGAAUCCCUGGAGGUUUUUGAUUAUUUGGAUGACUUGCUG